AUGUCUGCAGUAAUGAAAGGCAUUCUGGAACCAGGGUACACCAAGGGUGGAGGCAGGGAUAUGGGGAAACAGGAGACAGGGAGACCUGGAAACUUAGACAAUCUCCAGGAAGGGGCAGAGCAGAAGGUGGUAUUCAUCACAGGACGAGUCCACCCAGGGGAAACACCUUCUUCAUUUGUGUGCCAAGGGAUCAUUGACUUCCUCGUGAGCCAGCACCCUAUUGCCCGCGUCCUCCGGGAUCACCUGGUCUUCAAGAUUGCACCAAUGCUCAACCCUGAUGGAGUCUACCUGGGCAAUUACAGGUGUUCUCUGAUGGGAUUUGACCUGAAUCGGCACUGGCUGGAUCCCUCUCCAUGGGCCCACCCUACCCUGCAUGGUGUGAAACAGCUCAUCGUCCAGAUGUACAAUGACCCAAAAACAAGUCUGGAGUUCUAUAUUGACAUCCACGCCCACUCCACCAUGAUGAAUGGCUUCAUGUACGGCAACAUCUUUGAAGAUGAGGAACGGUUCCAGAGGCAGGCUAUCUUCCCCAAGCUUCUCUGCCAGAAUGCUGAGGACUUUUCCUAUUCCAGCACAUCCUUUAACAGGGAUGCUGUGAAAGCAGGAACUGGCCGUCGCUUCCUCGGCGGACUCCUGGACCACACUUCCUAUUGCUAUACGCUGGAGGUCUCCUUCUACAGCUACAUCAUCGGGGGCACCACGGCAGCUGUGCCCUACACUGAAGAAGCCUAUAUGAAGCUGGGGCGGAACGUGGCAAGGACGUUUUUGGAUUAUUAUCACCUGAACCCCAUGGUUGAGAAGUUGGCGAUUCCCAUGCCGAGGCUGCGGAAAGAAAAACCCCUUCCCUACAAGCACCCACUCCUGCGGGACCCAGCCAGCAACUACCCCAACGGCAAAGGGGACAAGAAGAGCUCAGUGAACCACAAAGACCCUUCAAACCCUUUUUAA
This is a messenger RNA of Carlito syrichta (Philippine tarsier), 948 nucleotides long. It is a transcript of the gene AGBL4, whose product is annotated as ATP/GTP binding protein like 4. The transcript is spliced from 8 exons. Bases 1 to 948 code for a protein of 315 amino acids. Lineage: Eukaryota; Metazoa; Chordata; Mammalia; Primates; Tarsiidae. Gene Ontology annotation, molecular function: zinc ion binding; metallocarboxypeptidase activity. The record is from RefSeq and is a predicted model, not a curated record. Gene Ontology annotation, biological process: proteolysis.